Messenger RNA from Chrysemys picta bellii (western painted turtle), 2741 nucleotides. NCBI's taxonomy places the organism in Eukaryota, Metazoa, Chordata, Testudines, Emydidae. The record is from RefSeq and is a predicted model, not a curated record.
CGAUUGGCUGUCGCGGGAAAUGGGCGUGUCCUGGGGUCACGUGCUGAGGAAGCGGCGCUCCCAGGGCCGGCCCCGGCCCCAGCAGCGGACUGUGCGGUCCCGGCGCGGGGCCCGGCCCGGGGGCUCCGGGCAGCAGGGCAGCGUGUCCCCUCGGCCGUGGGGCCGGCAGGGAGGGUCUGACCCCUGUGUGCAGCAUGCAGGAGACGGAGCGCGAGGCUGCGGGGCAGGGACCGGAGGGGGGCCCGGCCCUGCCCGACGCCCAGAUGGAGUCGCUCGCCCCCCCCAAGUCCCCGGCCUUCGACCUCUUCAGCCUGGUCCUGUCCUCCAAGCGGCUGGAGAUGUACCUGGAGCCCCUGCAGGACGCCUGGGAGGGGGUCCGCUUCCUGCUAAGGUGGCAGAUGCCCCUGUGCUCGCUGCUCACCUGCCUGGGCCUCAACUUCCUGCUGCUCACGCUGACUGAAGCUGCCUGGUUCUCGCUGUGCGCCCUGCUGGUCCUGCUACCCGCCCUGCUGGGCUACCUGCGGGAGACAUGCCGGGUCCGCCGGCCGGAGUCGGAGCUGGUGCGCCAGAGGUACCACAGCGUGCGGCGUGAGGAUGUGCAGCAGGUGCGGCUGGCGCGGCACGAAGCCGUCGCUGAGGUGAAGAGAUUCCUGAUCCACCUGGAGGGCUUCCUGAGUUGGCUGUGCUGUGCCUGCGAGGGGGCGUACCGCGUGCUGCACUGGGAGACCCCCGCCUUGUCGUCCCAGUUCUAUGGGGCGCUGCUGGGCUCCCUCUGUGUCCUGUACCUGCUGCCCCUCUGCUGGGUCCUCGCCCUGCUCAACAGCACCCUCUUCCUGGGGAACGCCGAGUUCUACCGAGUGCUGCUGGAGCUCAAGGCUACGGUGGAGCAGCGCCUUGGCCCCAAGCCCGUCGCCAGUGCCCCGGAGCCGGCGGAGCCCGACGCGGGAGGAGAGGGGGGUGGCACCCUGGUGGAUCGGACCCCCACGCCCACCAGCACUGAGGACCUCACACCCGGCAGCGUGGAGGAGGCGGAGGAGGCGGAGCCCGACGAGGAGUUUAAAGACGCUAUCGAGGAGGACGAUGACGUCUCCCAGUGCUCCGCCGAGUUCGACAUCGGCCUCCCGGACAGCAGCGUCAUGAGCAAGAACGAGGUGAUCCGCAGCAAGGUGUCGCGGCUGACAGAGCGUCUGCGCAAGCGCUACCCCAGCAACAACUUCGGGAGCUGCACCGGCUGCGCAGCCACCUUCUCCGUGCUCAAGAAGAGGCGGAGCUGCAGUAACUGCGGAAACAGCUUCUGCUCCCGCUGCUGCUCCUACAAAGUCCCCAAGUCCUCCAUGGGAGCCACAGCCCCAGAUGCCCAGAGGGAGACGGUGUUCGUCUGCGCGUCGUGUAACCAGGCUCUUGUCAAGUGAGCGGAGACCCCGCUGGGGGCAUCUCUGGGUGCCCGGCCCGGCCGCUGGGGGCAGGAGAGCGCCGGGAUCCUGCGUUGCUGAGCCCCCCGCCUGCCCUGGCGCUGCCCGCCCCAUGGCACUGGGUGGCUGUGGGGGCCCCACUGCUCUGUUCCCUGGAGCGGGGCUGCGGGGUCCUGGCUGGCAGGGGGCUGGUGGGGAGAUGUUAACCCCUUGCUGCCUGGAGCGGGGCUGCAGGGGCCUGAGGCCGGCCACCCCUCCUCUCUGCUCUGGGGCUGGGAGGUGUGGCCGUGCCCCAGGAACCUCGGCAGGUCUGUCACUGGUUUGCAAAGCCACAUGGGUAACCAUAUGCACAUUGCCCUGUGCUAGCUAAGUGCCCCCCAGCCUGCCCCUGGGCUCUGAGCAGACCCCUCCUUGACCCCCAGGGCUGGGUCUCCUCCCUGCCUGCAGGCAGAUGGGAGCAGGCAGGGGCCCCGGAGCCAGGCUGGUUUCAGCUGGGCAUGGCAGAGUGCAGUGGGGGGCCUGGCGUGGGGCAGCUCUCAGCUCAGACGCUGGGCUGCUGGCUCUGCCCCUAGUAGUGGGUGCUGGUUCCACUCCCCUGACCUGGGGAUACAGUCCCCCCUCUGCCCUGCCCCACAGAAUCCGGCCAAAGGAUUCACCCCCACGGCCCUGGGGGGUCUCCUCUCUCAGCAAGGGGGGUUGGGCGCCUCUGCUGCCCUGGUUGGGGUCUGGAAGCACUGCAGGGGCAGGGCCAGACUCUGCACCCCGCAUUCUGCGCUAACCCCUGUGUACGCGGGAGUUACUGGGGGUGUAGCAUCGCUGGAGCAGACUCCUGUGUCCCCCUGGCAGGGAUCUCGGGGGCCCUGCAGUCCCCCUGGGGAGAGCUGGGGCCUGCUCUUCUGCGCGGUGUGGUCCUGGAGCCUGUGGGGUGCUGGCAACAGGCUACAGCCUGGCCUCAGGGCCUUGGGGGUGGGAUGGGCCUGGCUCUAACCAUCAGCCCCUUGCAGUCUUACCUUAACCAGGGUUAAAGCAGCUGUGGGAGCUGCUCCAUGGAGACCUCCGCCUGCUUCGUCCCCUGGCAAACGUGCACCUGCCCAGGCUGGCAGCCCAUGGGCCCUUCCCCUUUGCGCCCAACUCCCGCGUGCCAAGCGUAGCUGGAGCGAGAUGAGAACUGGUGGGGAGGGGGGGUCUAGGCUGGGGUGGUUGCUGGUGCUGCUCUGGUCCCAGCCCAAGGGGGGGGCAUGCCCGGGGGGGUCCCCCUCUCUGCCCUGAGCUGCACAGGAAGGCUCUCAGGGGCAGGGUGACCAUGCCUGGGUCCCAGGAGACCUGGGG